Molecule: messenger RNA, 1649 nt
Organism: Ixodes scapularis (black-legged tick)
Lineage: Eukaryota; Metazoa; Arthropoda; Arachnida; Ixodida; Ixodidae
Product: glycine N-methyltransferase
Exons: 5
Coding region: 543-1457 (304 amino acids)
Biological process (GO): regulation of gluconeogenesis; one-carbon metabolic process; protein homotetramerization
Cellular component (GO): cytosol
Molecular function (GO): identical protein binding; S-adenosyl-L-methionine binding; glycine N-methyltransferase activity
Source: RefSeq, a predicted model, not a curated record
GUCUGCUCAAAACAAUACAUAUUCGAACUUUUUUUUUUUUUUUUUACUUUUUCCAUUUUCAGAACGUUUGGUAUGACGAGAGGAGAGGAAGAGGGGGCGAUUUCUAUUGAUUGUAUUUAAAAGGUAUGCUUCGAGCACUAACUCGCACUGCAAACAUCUUUUAAAAAGUUUAGUUUCCAUCAACCGCUACGCACGUCUAUUUGGCCACUUCGAAGCUCGUAAAAUCCCGCAACGAAUUGGUUUCUGCUUGCAUCACUACAUCUAUCAAUUUUAGAACAAUAAAACGACGGUAAACUCGAACAAACACUCGAGAACUUGCCGAUAAACCACAAAGGACGUUGUCUGCUAUCGUCGAGGAUCUGUAAUCACUGUAAUCAGCACGUGGCUAACUUCCGCUCUCCUCAUUGGCUCUUUCGGGCGCGCACCGCCUGACAUUGCCAAAACAACACAAUAAAAUGUCCAGACGGGCAUCCAAACAGACUCUUGGGAGGACAGCGUAGAGCAGCCUCAGUCUCGUCGUCACUUUGCUUUCUCACGCCAUAAUGACAGAUCACGUCUAUCAUACACGGUCCUUGGGCAUCGGUAGCGAAGGUAUCCCGGACCAGUACGCCGACGGCAGAGCGGCUAAGGUAUGGGAGGUCUACAUCGGAGAAAGAAACAAGAGGACAGACCACUACAAAACUUUCCUGACGGAGAAACUCCAAACUCUGCAAUGUCAUCGUCUCCUGGACGUCGCUUGCGGAACUGGCAUCGACUCUAUCCUUCUCCUGGAAGAAGGCUUUAAGGUGACCAGCGUGGACGCCAGCGACCGUAUGCUCAAGUACGCGCUGAGGACCCGUUGGAACCGCAGAAGCGAAAAGGCCUUCAACGAGUGGGUGAUCGAAGAGGCAAACUGGCUGACGCUCCCCGAUGACCUGGUGAAGCCCGAGACCGGUUUCGACGCGGUCAUUUGUCUCGGCAACUCGUUCAGCCAUUUACCGGACGUCGCCGGGGACGGCAGCAUCCACCGGAAAGCCAUCACCAACUUCAGGGAAAUGAUCAAGCCCGGAGGCUUCCUGAUCAUCGACCACCGCAACUACGACCACAUCCUCGACCACGGAACGACGCCGACGCACAGCAUCUACUACAAUAGCAAGUAUAUCCGGGACAUUCACACGUCGGUGAUGUACGUUGACCGGAAGCCGUCCAUGGUGAUGCUCGACUACGUCAUGGACAUCUCGUCGCUGGACAGCAAGUUCGACAACACCGACUCGGAGCACAGCAAGAAGGGGAGGCUCUCCGGAGAACCCGUCAACAAUUUCCGGCUGUCGUACUACCCGCACAGAUUGGCCGAAUUUUCCAAGAUCCUCAAGGACGUUUUCGGCGACGAGGCGAGGCACGAGAUAUACGGGGACUUCAAGCCGCUGAGCGACGACUACGUUCCUGCGUUUUACAUUCACAUCCUGCAGAAAGUAUAAAAAGCUGGCCGCAGUUUCGCCUAUAUAGUUACUGACACACAAACAACGAUGGCGAUGGAACUAAACAGAAUCCAGCACGUCCCUCUCUUGUGACCAUCAAGUGACCACCAUUUUUGCUCCAAUGGAGUUCGUGUACCGCACCAUUUUAAUUUGCAAGUAUUAAUUAAAGAAGUAAUUAUCUCCAUAACGAAA